Messenger RNA from Mizuhopecten yessoensis (Yesso scallop), 2421 nucleotides. Its product is annotated as MFS-type transporter SLC18B1-like. Bases 295 to 1788 code for a protein of 497 amino acids. Gene Ontology annotation, biological process: transmembrane transport. The record is from RefSeq and is a predicted model, not a curated record. Gene Ontology annotation, molecular function: transmembrane transporter activity. The transcript has 14 exons. Lineage: Eukaryota; Metazoa; Mollusca; Bivalvia; Pectinida; Pectinidae.
CAGAGAUAAAGGACGCGUUUUCAUAACAAACUCUCCACGUGAUCAGAGAUAAAUAAACGAAGAAUCCAUGGACAUAUGAAAACAAUUUGGAAAGCACCUGAUUUUCUAUAGUUUUUAACAGGAAUGCUACUUAUAGGAAUCAUUUAAGUAAAUUUUGUGUCUAUUCCUUCUAGUAAAUCAUGAUAUUCAAAAGGACUAACGUGAGUGUGGUUUGUUUAAUAUCGUUUAAUAUAUGUGAACAUACGAUUUGAAACGUUUCACGGAAAAUAGCAGAUAGGAACAAAUUACUUCAACAUGGAUUCUGAAGAGGAAUCAUCGUCACUUAUUAAGUCUCCUCAGGAAAAGAUUAAAAGAGAAAAUGUUAAAAAUGGAUAUCAAAAUGGAGACGUAAAAACUCGAAAACUCGAUCCUGUAAAUUUUGGCGAAGCUAGUAUAGAGACUAUUGCUAACCCGAAUGAAAAGUCAGAAACAGACUUUACCUUUUUUAAUGCACCAAGGUCAAAGAAAAUUCUCCUACUUUCGUUGGGAAUGGUGAAUUUUUGUGCCAUGGCAUGCUUUUCUCUUCUUUCUCCUUUUUACCCAAAAGAGGCCGCGGAAAAGAAUGUCACCCAGACUGUGAUUGGUCUAGUUUUCGGAUCCUUUGAAUUUACAAUAUUCAUCACAGCACCACUCUAUGGAAAUUAUAUAACGAGGAUUGGCUCCAAAUUUAUGUUUAUUGCUGGUGUUGGUGUGUGUGGCGUGUGCACCAUUUUAUUUGGAUUUUUGGAUAAUAUACCUGACGAGAGCACGUUCGUUACGAUGUGUUUCCUGACCCGGGGUAUUGAGGCCCUGGGAGCGUCGGCUUACAUCACAGCCAGUUUCGCUAUCAUAUCCCAUGCCUACCCAAACCACGUGUCUACAGUAAUAGGGAUUUUGGAGACAUUCAGCGGAGUAGGUAUGAUGGUGGGACCAGCCAUUGGCAGUGCCUUGUAUGUGGUUGGUGGUUUCGGAAUGCCGUUUUACGUUCUGGGUGGAAUUUUGAUAGUUUGUGGAAUGAUCUGUCCUCUAGUAAUGCCGAAGAUUGACGAUAAAAAGCAGACGUUAUCACGCUCAAUAUUUUACUUGCUCAAGAGUCCUUUAUGUGUUGUCGUCUGCUUCAUCACUGUGUGCGGUACAAUUGGCUUGGGAUUCCUGGAGCCAGUUUUAGCUGACCGACUGGAACAGCUGGAUUUAUCAACGAUAUUGAUAGGAAUUAUGUUCUUAAUUAACUCUGCCACGUACGCCAUCGGGGCACCUGUUUGGGGCUGGAUUGGAGACACGAAGGGAGUCUUAAAAGGUCUUAUUAUUUUCGGGAACAUAGCAACGGGCUUUGGAUAUAUGUUGCUGGGACCCUCACCAUUUCUUGUGUUCUACCCAUUCGAAGUGUGGGCCCAGAUACUGGCUCUUGUUCUAGUCGGAGUAUUUUGUGGAGCGGCCAUCAUUCCCACCUAUAAUGUCCUAGUCGAGGGAGCCGUCAAACAACUUGGAAUGGAGGACGAUUUUGAAACUCAUGGACUAAUUGCGGGCAUCUACAAUUCGUGCUGGUCUCUAGGAGCUUUUAUCGGACCGAUGGUGGCCGGUGCCUUGGUGCAGGAGUUCGAGUUCCCUUGGUCCUGUACUGCAUGCGGUGGACUAUUCAUCUUUGCUGGCCUUGUAAUGCUAGUCUACGUUAUCGUGGAGAGGUACACGCUAUGCUGUCCAACCAAACCCUUGAAGGCUGGUUACGAAAAGAUGAUAGACGAAACUCUGUGUGAAAGUGUAGAAGUUUAACACGCCAUUAUACAGUAUAAUGCCGAUCACUUAUCCGCAAGCAAGAAAUGAGAUCGACCACUUCCGAAAAGUCGAAACUGUUUCAGUUUCUGCAAAAUGACAUUGUUAUAAGGCAAUAUGAAAUGGGAGCGGGUAUAUCUGUAAACCCUUUGAAAAACGUCGAACACUCAUUGGCAACGGACUUUACUACCGCGCAUCAUUACCUCAAUUACUUUUAAACAAGUUGAGAACAGCAGAAUCUUAUCCAGUAUUUGUGGGGCCGAUCCGUACCAUGGACGACUUAUUGUGCAAUAUGUUAGGAGAACUGGUACGUGGGGAUGUUUGUAAUAUUACAUGUGUUACCAAACACAUUGGAACUAUAAAUGGCAUAGCAUUAUGCCUAUGCUAUGCUUAGUUGGGUUUUUUUUUUACCAAAAAAGCUGCUCAACAUUAGACGGUUGGCGAUUUCUUACAUGGGACAUGAAACGGAGUGUGGUAUUAACUUCAAAUAUAACUGUGAUACGAAAUAAUAUAUGAUUAUUUCCUUUGUUAAUAUUUUGUUGUGUAUUAGACUUUUUGUGUUAUUAAUUUAUUACGAUGUAUUACAAAUCAUGUAUAUGUGAAGUAAAGUGCGUUAUCGAUUUACAAGCUGUA